Gigantopelta aegis is the source of this 972-nucleotide messenger RNA. Its product is annotated as collagen alpha-1(XXII) chain-like. Lineage: Eukaryota; Metazoa; Mollusca; Gastropoda; Neomphalida; Peltospiridae. The record is from RefSeq and is a predicted model, not a curated record.
AUGUUGGUGAUUUUGUUACUAAUCCUUUUGUCUCUACUGCAGCAGGUGAAGUCAGCAGUUGAUCUCACUUUGCAACCAGAAGCUAAUGGAACAUUAGUAGUACAAGCAUGUCUCGCUAAGAUAUCUCAAUCAUCUAUCUUCUCAACCAAUGACCAGCAGAUGUUGCGUCGAAUAGCAUAUGUUGAAACGCACGAUGGAGCAGAUCCUGAUACUUACACUAACACGAGCAAUGGAGGAAUCUGGCAGUUAAGUGAAGCAAAGUAUACAGCUACCAAAACACAGGUUCAAACACUCAGUUACAGCAACAAGUUCAAGGCAUUUCAACUAGUUUUGUGCAUUGGAUCGUUUUUUUUUGUGAUGGAUGCUUCAGGAAGUGUCGGUUACUCCAACUUUCAAACAAUGAAGACUUUUGUACGUGAUAUUGCUAAUAGCUUUGAAAUAGGACCAAAUGAUGUACAGAUUGGAGUUAUUUCAGGAGGUACUGACACAGCUGGGGCACUUAAUGCAGUUCGAACAACAGGAUUUUCCCAAUCUAAUGGAGCUCGUCCAACUAGUGAAGGAAUUCCACGUGUUGCUAUAGUUAUUACUGAUGGAUAUUCUAACAGUUACUCAGCAACAAUCACGGCAGCUAUGCACUACAUAAUUGGAGGAGGUACUAACACAGCUGGGGCACUUAAUGGAGUUCGAACAACAGGUUUUUCUCAAUCUAAUGGAGCUCGUCCAACUAGUGAAGGAAUUCCACGUGUUGCUGUAGUGAUUACCGAUGGAUAUUCUAACAAGUUACUCAGCACAGUCACUGCAGCUAAUGCACUGCAUAAUGCCGGAAUAAUAGCAUUUGCUAUGGAAUCAGGAGCCAACCCAAAUGAACUCAAUGCUAUUGCAUCUCAGGCCUCUUAUGUUUCAUUUAUUUCCAGUUUCAAUGUGGCUCAACUAAGUGCCUUGCAAUAUCCAUUAGUCAAGAGGCUUGUGUAG